Messenger RNA from Impatiens glandulifera, 815 nucleotides. RefSeq names its product cytokinin riboside 5'-monophosphate phosphoribohydrolase LOG8-like. Bases 82 to 558 code for a protein of 158 amino acids. The transcript has 6 exons. Gene Ontology annotation, cellular component: cytosol; nucleus. Gene Ontology annotation, biological process: cytokinin biosynthetic process. The record is from RefSeq and is a predicted model, not a curated record. Gene Ontology annotation, molecular function: hydrolase activity, hydrolyzing N-glycosyl compounds. NCBI's taxonomy places the organism in Eukaryota, Viridiplantae, Streptophyta, Magnoliopsida, Ericales, Balsaminaceae.
AUCACCAUCUGUUUGAUAAAAUGCCUACUUCAGGUUGAGAGAAAGAUAGACUUGGUCUAUGGUGGGGGAAGUAUUGGUUUGAUGGGUUUGAUUUCUCAGAAAGUAUUUGACGGCGGUUGUCAUGUUAUUGGAGUCAUCCCCAAAGCUCUUGUUCCUCUUGAGAUAUCUGGUGAAAGUAUUGGAGAAGUAAGAAUUGUUUCGGAUAUGCAUGAACGUAAAGCUCUUAUGGAGAAAGAAGCUGAUGCUUUUAUAGCUCUUCCUGGUGGCUAUGGAACAAUGGAAGAACUCUUGGAGAUGAUAACUUGGUCUCAACUAGGAAUUCAUAACAAACCGGUUGGACUGUUAAAUGUCGAGGGAUACUAUAACAAUUUGCUCGCCUUAUUUGAUAAUGGUGUUGAAGAGGGUUUUAUAAAAACAAGUGCUAAACACAUAAUCCUAUCGGCUUCAACAGCUAAAGAACUCUUAGUGAAGAUGGAGUUGUACACUCCUUUUAAUGAUCAUGUAGCCCCUCGAGAAAGUUGGCAGACAGAACAACUGGCUAGUUACCCAACUGAAUAAGAAUCUUGAUUGGUUUCAAAUGAAUGAUCCUGCCAUGAUCCUCAUAGUUGUGAGUUGUUCAUUGAAUCUAAAAUGUACUUAUUUUUUUUGUCAUUCUUUGUGAUUUAAUGCUCAAAAGAAUCUACCUUAGUUGUCAUUAUAAUGGGCACUCAUAAUGUUUCAGGGUAUCUUCUGCACUCUCUAUUAUUAAUAGAUUGGAAUCAAUUUUAAGAAAUUCAUAGACAUUAACCUUAUUGGAGAACACUUUUGUUUUGUUU